AUGAGGGAAAUAUUUGAAAUAACUGAACACCUUGGUCAAGCUUUACAGAAGAAAUCACAAGACAUAGUAAAUGCUAUUUGGCUUGUGAAAUCCACAAAGAUUCUUCUUGAGCAAAUGAGAUCAGAUGAUGGAUGGGAAACUUUCUACCUCACGGUUUUUGAGUUUUGCAUGGAACAUGAUGUUGUUGUUCCAAACAUGGAAGAAACAUACAUUUUGCGGGGUGGUCGUGCUCGUCGACAGCCUAAUCAUUUUACCAAUGAGCAUUAUUUUCGGGUGGAGAUAUUUCGUGCAACAAUUGACACUCAGCUAGCUGAAUUAACUUUGAAGUUCAAUGAGAAGGUGAUGGAUCUUUUGUCCCUUAGUGUUACAUUGAUACCAAAAAAUGGCUUUGCUUCUUUCCAAGCAACAGAGAUAUGCAAAGUGGUUGAGAAGUACUACCCAGCAGAUUUCAAUCAACAAGAAAUAUUUGGAUUAGAGGGUCAGCUGAAACAUUUUGUUGCUGAUGCAUCCAAGAGUGAAGAUAUGAAAAAUAUUGCAACCCUAGUGGAGCUUUAUCAAUGCCUUGUUCAGACUGGACGACAUAGGAUCCUCAACUUGGUUGACAGAUUGAUACGUUUGCUUGUUACUCUCCUAGCUUCAACAGCUAGUGCUGAGCGUGCUUUCUCUAUCCUGAAGAUCCUCAAGACAAGGCUACGCAACAAAAUGGAUGAUGGAUACCUUGCUAACAGCUUGUUAGUACAUGUCGAAGGUGAAACUGUAGGAAACUACACCUAUGAAGAUAUAAUCGCUGAUUUCAAGGAUAUGAAGGACAUAAGAGCAGACCUUUAG
Molecule: messenger RNA, 828 nt
Organism: Panicum virgatum (switchgrass)
Lineage: Eukaryota; Viridiplantae; Streptophyta; Magnoliopsida; Poales; Poaceae
Exons: 1
Coding region: 1-828 (275 amino acids)
Source: RefSeq, a predicted model, not a curated record